This is a messenger RNA of Arxiozyma heterogenica, 1494 nucleotides long. It is a transcript of the gene GPI18, whose product is annotated as GPI-anchor transamidase GPI18. Gene Ontology annotation, cellular component: endoplasmic reticulum membrane; mannosyltransferase complex. Lineage: Eukaryota; Fungi; Ascomycota; Saccharomycetes; Saccharomycetales; Saccharomycetaceae. The record is from RefSeq and is a predicted model, not a curated record. The transcript has a single exon. The coding region runs from base 1 to 1494 and encodes 497 amino acids. Gene Ontology annotation, biological process: GPI anchor biosynthetic process. Gene Ontology annotation, molecular function: GPI mannosyltransferase activity; alpha-1,6-mannosyltransferase activity.
AUGACAAACAAUAUUCCUAAAGAAUAUGUCUGGUUUAAGCAUUAUGAAGUAUAUCUGAAACUAUUUUUCAUUUUUAUAACACUUCGAUUGUACCAAUAUGUUUUAAUAUGGCUAAGUCCUAGCGUACAGUUUGAUACAUCUACUAUAUUGUUUUUAAGAAAAGUGACUUUUGCAAAAGAUCCAUCAUUAUACAAGAUGGGUAAUAAAUGCCUAUGGAAUAAAUUAUUAUCGUGGGAUUCCAUUUUUUUUAUCAAAGGCAUAGUUAGUGGAUUGAUAAAAUAUCCUGAAUUUGACUUUGAAUUGAUGUUUUCCAGAUUAUGGGUGCAAUUAAUAAGAUUUCUGUUGAAUGUAAUAAACACACCUAUUACAACAAAAAACUUUUAUUUUAUUCUAAAGUUUACUGUUUUUGUGGAAAAUAUUUUGCAUUUCUUAAGUGUUAUUAUUAUUUAUCAUCUCACUAUCUUAAUCUAUAGUGAAAAAACAAUUGUUACUACCUACACUACAGUAUAUGCUAAAAAAGUAGCAAUAUUAUCGGCAAUAUUAUUUAUCUUUACGAGUGGUUCAGGAUUUUUUAUUUCAAUUUAUUCAGAACCGCUCUCAUUCUUUCUUAUAUUUCUUGGUUUGUGGUUUAGAGAAAAGUCUAUAGUUAGAAAUGAAAAUGUGUCCAAUCAAAACAUCAUGAAAUUCAAAAUUGGAUUAUACUCAUCAAUAUAUUAUUUAGGGACUAUCCCUCUGUUUACCUUGGCUGCAUUGAAUAGGCCGAUUUGUGUCUUAUUAGGACUCAUUUAUAUUUAUGAUCUCCUUUCCAUAUUGCAAUAUUUUGUCAUGAAAAAACGAUUUAGUGAGGAUUUAUCCACAAUAAUUAGACAAAUAGUAGCUCUCCCUUUAUUAUCUGGAACUAUAAUGUUAUUAACAGUGGUAUAUAAUUGGUACUAUAUUCCAUUUAAUAGAUUUUGCCCCUCUGGAGGUGAAUGGUGUAAUGAACAGAUACUAAAAAGUAUACCAUUUAUUACAAAACAGUCAUUUUAUUCUUUUAUCCAAGCAAAAUACUGGAAUAUAGGUUUCUUAAACUACUGGACAUUGAAUAACAUUCCAAACUUCAUAAUAGCAAUACCUCAGUUCAUUAUACUUCUUAAGUCGAUACAUCACUUCAUUAUUAAUCUGCAUAAUUCGCCAAAUAGAUGCAACACUAUUAUACCAUUGGUAGCUAUUACUAUUAUAUUUCUUUUUAUAGUUUUAUUUCUUGCGCAUGUUCAGAUUAUCAAUAGGGUUUCAAGUUUUAUUCCAUUACAUCUAUGGUAUAUAUCCGAAACACUAAUAUCAGCAAAAACCAAUAAUCAAAUAUCUCAUUAUAAAAAAUCACCCAACUUAAAUGCAAAUGGUGUCAACUUUAACAAUACAAAAAUGAUUUGGGUAAAACUGUAUCUUGGAUGUUUAUUUUUUUGGGUGUCCAUUCAAACAGUUCUUUUUGGAUUAUUCUUACCACCAGCUUAA